Sinocyclocheilus rhinocerous is the source of this 3811-nucleotide messenger RNA. Its product is annotated as retinoic acid receptor gamma-A-like. The record is from RefSeq and is a predicted model, not a curated record. Gene Ontology annotation, cellular component: transcription regulator complex; nucleus. The coding region runs from base 318 to 1811 and encodes 497 amino acids. Gene Ontology annotation, molecular function: nuclear receptor activity; zinc ion binding; nuclear glucocorticoid receptor binding. NCBI's taxonomy places the organism in Eukaryota, Metazoa, Chordata, Actinopteri, Cypriniformes, Cyprinidae. Gene Ontology annotation, biological process: retinoic acid receptor signaling pathway; regulation of transcription by RNA polymerase II; cellular response to corticotropin-releasing hormone stimulus. The transcript has 10 exons.
CUUUAUUCACACAGAGAGACACAUCUGACUUAUACAAGUCAACCGAGCUGCUCUCGUACCCUCAGUUCAAGCUUCCCCUCCAGACCUUCAAUCGCCAUAUCAGGCAUCUGUUGGAUUACUGUGCAUCAAUUCUGGAUCACUUGCUGAGAUCACCUUCCAUUCAGUGCUGCGCAAAUGUUUAUAAUGGAUUUACGAUUGUUGCACACAGCUUAGUAAUAAAAAGUGUCGAAGUGAAAAGAUAGAGAAGUGGUAAUUUACCAUCUCAACGAAAGGACCAUAGGACAGUCUUUAGACACUGGAGGACUGCCAUCAUCAAAAUGGCAACCAAUAGGGAGAGGCCUAUGAGUCAUAUGACAGGGUUCUACCCUUUUGCCUUCAGUUCAAUGCGAAACCACUCCCCCUUUGAUCUUCUGGCCAAUGGCAGCCUAUUUGGACGAUUUGGAGCGGACCUUCCCAAAGAGAUGGCAGCUCUGUCGGUGGAGACCCAGAGCACAAGCUCAGAGGAGAUGGUUCCCAGUUCUCCUUCUCCACCCCCUCCUCCUCGUAUCUAUAAACCCUGCUUUGUGUGCCAGGACAAAUCUUCUGGCUACCAUUAUGGAGUCAGCUCUUGUGAGGGCUGCAAGGGUUUUUUCCGUCGCAGUAUCCAGAAGAACAUGGUGUACACCUGCCACAGAGACAAAAACUGCCAGAUCAAUAAGGUGACACGGAACCGCUGUCAGUACUGCCGGCUGCAGAAGUGCUUUGAGGUUGGCAUGUCUAAGGAAGGUAAAAAUCAGAGCACGGUCCGGAAUGACAGGAAUAAGAAAAAGAAGGACAUAAAAGAGGAGGUGGUUCUUCCAGAAAGCUACGAGCUGAGUGGUGAACUGGAAGAACUGGUUAAUAAAGUCAGCAAAGCACACAGGGAAACCUUCCCUUCGCUCUGUCAGCUCGGAAAAUACACGACUAAUUCCAGUGCGGAUCAUAGGGUUCAGCUGGAUCUUGGACUGUGGGAUAAGUUCAGUGAGCUCUCCACAAAGUGCAUUAUAAAGAUUGUGGAGUUUGCCAAACGUGUGCCAGGUUUUACUUCACUCACCAUUGCAGACCAGAUCACCUUGCUGAAAUCUGCCUGCCUUGAUAUACUGAUGUUGCGGAUUUGCACUCGCUACACUCCAGAACAGGACACUAUGACCUUUUCGGAUGGACUGACCCUCAACAGAACACAGAUGCACAACGCUGGUUUCGGCCCACUCACAGACCUGGUGUUUGCUUUCGCUGGGCAGCUCCUGCCCCUGGAGAUGGACGACACAGAGACAGGGCUCCUUAGCGCCAUCUGCCUCAUCUGCGGAGACCGCAUGGACCUGGAGGAACCUCAUCGGGUGGACCAGCUACAGGAGCCUCUGCUAGAGGCCUUAAAGAUCUACGCUCGCCGGCGACGCCCCAACAAGCCUCACAUGUUCCCACGAAUGUUGAUGAAGGUCACUGACCUCCGAGGCAUCAGCACUAAAGGAGCAGAGCGAGCCAUCACUCUAAAGAUGGAGAUCCCAGGCCCCAUGCCUCCUCUGAUCAGAGAGAUGCUGGAGAACCCUGAGGUCUUUGAGGAGAGCUCUGACUCUAAAGACACCGGUGCUUCUGCCCCCCUGCCGCCUCCCACCAUCCAGGCCAUCAAACGUGAGAGGGAUGAGGAAUCUGCUCUGGAGGAUGAAGAAGACGAGGAUGAUGAGUGUGUGGAGGAGGGACGGGACCGAGCAGGGGACAGCGAGGAUGAGGAAUAUGGACUCCUGCAAGUGGACAUGGGCGGAACUAGGAAGAGUUCGACAGGAAGAGCACAGUGACCGCCGGAGGACAGUAUGUAUGCGGGUCUGAUACAUACAGUGGACAACACUGGUAUUCCAGACACCUUAUUGGUUGAUACAAACAAAAUCAUUCAGUCAAGCAAUUUCCCAUAAUGACUCAAAAAAUAAGCUUCAUAUGACAAAGAACAUGCACAACUUUGCACAUCUAGUUUCCCCCAACUUUUCAAAAGCAGUAAAAAUGAACCGUAUAAAAAGAGAAAACCUUAAGAACAUGCCAACACUGUUACUUCAGACAGUGCUUCUCUAACUGAAAAGAGAGAAAGGAAAAAGAAUUCAAGACCAGAGAAAGAUACGCCACAGUGCCAUAUCUGGAAGUUACUUGUAUGCAUAUUUUGUACUUCAUUUGGAGAUGCCAAAUAUUUUAGAAUGCAUCCCAAAGCCUUGUUCUGUAAGGGAAACAUUUUUUAAUGACUGCAUGUGGAUACAUAAUCAGAGCUGAUCAAUGAGAAAAGAAAAAAAGAACAGCAAACAAUCACAUACAGUAAAUGACCAGUUCAACACAAUGGUCUAAAAACAUACAUUUACUGCAUAAUGUAACUUUGUACUCUUGAUGUCGCAUUGUCUCAGUUCUAUUUUAUUUUGAAUAUUCUCAGCAACUCUGUGCUUCUUUCAGUGUGUUAUUAUGUGUUACUGAUGACAUGCCUCUUUACGAAACACUCCAAAUUCACAGCCCUGCAGCCAUACAACUCUACAUCUAAAUUUGACACUUACACCAACUUUAGGUUUUGGGCAUUAGAAUAUUAUAAAAUUACAUUUAAAGAUUGAAAUACAUCACAUUAUUACAAAUCAAACCUUUCACUCAGGGCAAAUCAAGGACCAAAGGUGAUCUGCAUUUCUCAGAACAUGCGUGCACUAUACAUAUAUUUUGUCUUCAGCUAUUCUAUAUCAUUAAGCAAAAAGAAACAUUAAAAGCUCAAAUGUAACACUUUUCUCUGGGAUUUAGAAGAGUUGUGUGAUUAGGUGUUAAAAGCAAUAGCACACUGAUAUGUUAGAUAAAAAGAAAAAGAAGAAGGGUGUCAAACAUGAGCCGAGCAUCUCAGCAAAUAUGAGCAGUGGUGUGCACAAACUGUUCCUUUCAGUCUCGCAAUAACUGACUAUAAAAUAUAUUCGUUUCUUUGCAGGUAGUGAAAGAAAAAUGUUCAAAUUAUUGAGCUGUAUAAUAAAAGAGUUUUAAAACCCCAGCAGAUCGGAGAGGCUUCGAGAAUUGACUGUGUAUUGCUUUAAUGGAUGUUCAUCAAACUAUAUAAUAAUAAUAAAACUCAAAUUUCGAUUACAUCAGUCUGUUAGAAUUGCCGACUUUAUAAGAGUGAUAAAAUAAGAGUGGUCGCUUUGUACAAUUCAUAUCAUUAAAAAAACAGAAGAGUUGUCUAAUUCAACCAAACAUUAACCGUAACCAAUAAGCCAUUUUUUAAAAACUCUAUAACAGCAUUCUUUGAAGUGUGUUUGAAUAUUUCAUAUUAAUAUGGUAAUCAUUCAGUACAACAACCUGUAUGGUGCCAUGCAAUUACCACAUUCAUAUACCAUGGUAUUUACAUUUUAAUCCAAAUGUGCUUCAAAACUUCAAAGAGUACCAUGAUAUUAAUAACAUGAUAUUACUAUGUUAACAGUUAUUUGUAGGUGAGAAUUAUCAUAGGGUAGGAUGUUUUUGAUUAAAAAGCACAAUACAUAUUACAAAAUUAGUUCUAUAGCAUUUUUUCAGUAUCCCUUUUGUCCUUCCGCCCUGCUAAGGUCUGUGCCCGCCACUGAUGACAACUUUAUACCUCCUCACAUGACAGAACAGUGUUACCAAAACAACUCAGAAGCUUCUGAUUGCUGCGUAUAUAGAAGCGGCACAGCAAGAUAUUUGGGAUAGAGCCAUAUGGUUUAAGGUUGUAAGCUGCGUGCAUGCAUACUUGUAUACUAUUUGCUUAAAACUGUAAAGAUAUCUCUUUUCAUCUCUCUACUUUUGUGUCACUGCAAACCAUUUUAUUUUAAUACAU